UCUUGUAAAAACAGAACGAAGAUCGUGAAGCGAUUGUGAAACCUGAUUGAUUAUUUCACAAAUAUACUUACACACAUUACGCCAGCACUUGUGUCAUUGUCAGGUGCUUAAUUAUUAGUUUAGUAAUUAAUUUAAACAAGUAAGAUGUCGUGGGGACAGCAGCCUGGACAAUAUGGAGGCUAUGGAACAGGUUCUGCUAACAGGCCGUCAGGAGGCAAUCCUUAUGGACAACCAGGAGGUCAGCCUUAUGGUCAGGGUCCACAGCAAGGCUAUUCCCAGCAACAAGGAUAUCAACCACAACAGCAGUAUGGUCAACCUCAGGGUCAAUCAUAUGGACAGCCUCAAGGACAACAGUAUGGACAGCCACCUCAAGGACAGCAAUAUGGACAGCCACCACGAGGACAACAAUAUGGACAGCCACCUCAAGGACAGCAAUAUGGACAGUCACCUCAAGGACAGCAGUAUGGACAGCCACCUCAAGGACAGCAGUUCAGACCACCUUAUGGGCAGCCACAGGGACAACAGUUUGGUGGAUAUCAACAGCCUGGUGGAUAUUCUGCUCCUGCUGCUCCUCCACCAGGAAUAAGUCAAGAGUUGUGGGGCUGGUUUCAGGCAGUUGAUCAAGAUAAUUCUAAUAAAAUAACUGCUGAAGAAUUACAGCGAGCCUUAAUGAAUGGCAACUGGUCCCCAUUUAAUCCUGAAACCUGUCGAUUAAUGAUUGGUAUGUUUGAUAGAGACAGAAGUGGUACCAUAGAUGUUCAUGAGUUUGCUGCUUUAUGGAAAUAUAUCCAGGAUUGGAAAGCAUGCUUUGAUAGGUUUGAUACCGACAGAUCAGGGAAUAUUGAUGCUGGAGAAUUACACAGUGCAUUGAGAACAUUUGGUUAUAAUUUAUCUCCUCAGUUUGCUAAUGUUGUUGUGAUGAAGUUUGACAGAAGAGGACAAAGAAAUAUCAAUUUUGAUGACUUUAUACAAGCUUGUGUUUCAUUAAAAUCACUUACAGACAAAUUUCGUGCCAAAGAUACACAACAAUCUGGGAACAUUAGAAUUAGUUAUGAAGAUUUCUUGGAAAUGGUUUUAGACAACACAUUGGUGAAAGUGUAGGAUCAAUUCAAGUCUUCCUUUUUUAUAUUGUAUUAUGGAGGGUUUUGACAUUCCAGUUAAUGUCUUAUUUUAUAUGAUUAGAUAUUUGGUGCACAAAAGACUGGUGAAUAUUUGUGGAUAUUAUUUACUAUGUCUGUAUAAUCAUCAUCGUAUUAGUUAGUGUAUUCAUAUUUACAAUAAGGAUGUGACAUGAAAUAAUGAUAAUAAAUAGCAAACUAGGGUUGUUUUUAGGGUUCCAAAUUCCAAUGCCCAAAGAUCAAGAAACUUGUAUUUUCUCAAUUUAAGUUUUAAUUAAAUUUGAAAUUACCCCUUGAGGUUAAAAUUGUGAACCUAGGUCAAAAUAUAUGUUGCAUGUUACAGCUAUUGUAUUUAAAGGGGCAAUAACACUCUUGCUGGCUUGAAAGCUCCAGAAAAUAAAUAAUAUCUCUAUCUAAGUACUAGAUGUUUAAGUGUCCUACCUGUUGUGUAAAUUAUCCAUUACAUCCUAUUUUAUUGGUCCAGAGGGUUCGAAAAUAUUUUUAAAUCAAAGUUUCAUUUGAAAAGGUUUACGUUAGACGUUUCAAACCAUUAUGUUGAAUUUUUCAAAAUUUUUAAAUAAGGUGUGUUAAGAUGAAAUUUGUAUCAUCUAUUAAUUGAAAUAUUCUAAAAUAGUACAAUUUGUUGACCAGAAUAAAGAUUGGGACAUAUUAUUCAGUUACAACAAGAGUAGUAUUGAGCCUUUAAGGUCUAAGGGUUAAAAAUGUAUUUUCUCGAUUUAAGUUUUAAUCAAAUUUGAAAUUACCUGUUGAGGUAAAAAUUGUGAACCUAGGUCAAAAUAUAUGUUGCAUGUUGCAGCUAUUGUAUUUAAGGUCUAAGGGUUAAAAAUGUAUUUUCUCAAUUUAAGUUUUAAUCAAAUUUGAAAUUACUGCUUGAGGUGAAAAUUGUGAACCUAGGUCAAAAUAUAUGUUGCGAUUAUUGUAGUCCAAGAGUUAAAAAAAGUGAGUAAUUGUUAGGUUAAGAAAACAAGAGAUGUAUGAUUUGAACCUAAUAUUUGAAACUGACAUCCUGGUGAUCAAGACGGUACGCAAAAGGAAGCAAAAAGUAAACAAAACUAAUUCUGUGGAAUUAAUAAAGAUUAUGUCGCAAAUUCUAAUACUUAAUGCUAGGUUCCGACUGUCGUGUGAUGCUUUAAGAUAAGCUUGUCCAUGAUCUGGUAUGUGCUGACACUGUCGCAUACAUUUCAAUAGGAUCAACACAAUUGCUACGACUGAUCUCAAUAUACCUUAAGACCUGAUAGGAUCACCACGUUUACUCCACGAUUUCAAUUGUAGCACGGAUCGUGAUAGUGAAAAUCUACCAUAAGAUAAAUUUGUAUGUAAUAUGUGAUAAGACCUGAAAGGAUUACAAAGAUUACUCCACAAUUUCAAUGGUGUAGUGAUAGUGGAAACCUAGCAUAAGAUAAAUUUAUGUCAUGACAAUAAUAAAUAUAUGUGUAGAGAGAUUUUUGGCAGCUUUAAGAGUGUGCUCUAUAUAUUUACCAGCUUAUAUUUGUACAAAAUAUAUGGAAAUAUUAAAAAAUGUUACGAAUUA
Messenger RNA from Patella vulgata (common limpet), 2670 nucleotides. RefSeq names its product programmed cell death protein 6. The coding region runs from base 145 to 1101 and encodes 318 amino acids. NCBI's taxonomy places the organism in Eukaryota, Metazoa, Mollusca, Gastropoda, Patellidae. The transcript has 7 exons. The record is from RefSeq and is a predicted model, not a curated record. Gene Ontology annotation, molecular function: calcium ion binding.